AUGCCUGGUGCAAUCCUCACCGAGAUCAAUCGAUUGCUCAAGCCAUUUUUGGCCGACCUAGCUCACCGCAAUAUCGCUCCUUACAAUACGCCACAAGUCUCACCCAACUACUAUACCCACUUUUACGCCUACCUGGGUCCAGCCCCCUACGGCUACGAUGCUUUCUAUCCCUUCACUAACAGCCGUAUCGUCCCCCGAUCACUUGUGACAAACUCUACCGCAAAUGCUGUGGUCACAGACCCUUUUCGCAAUGUUACUCUUGUGGAAGCCUUCUCUCCCUUCUACUACGAUAGUUUCACUGUCGCUACCCAAUCCCAUCCGGAUAACUUGUUGCAUCCCGCGUGGCGCGAUGGAAUGCUUCUUUGUGCUCCUGCGGAGAGCUGGGACUGGAAGGCGACGCCAGAGGAAAUGACGGCGCGGGAUGAGUAUGCUGCUAAAACGCUGCAGCCGAUGAUGGAUAAGGCGACACUGGGUGGUAUGGUCUAUCUGAAUGAAGCCAAUCAUAUGUACGCAGAUUGGAAGGAGACCUUCUACGGAAAUAAGUACGAGAGACUGCUGAGUGUCAAGAACAAGUACGGCCCACAGCAGUUAUUGUAUAUGAAGACUGGAGUGGGAAGUGACCGGUGGGAUGAAGACGGAAAUGGGCGCUUAUGUAGACAUUGA
Penicillium soppii is the source of this 663-nucleotide messenger RNA. RefSeq lists its product as uncharacterized. The record is from RefSeq and is a predicted model, not a curated record. Gene Ontology annotation, molecular function: oxidoreductase activity; flavin adenine dinucleotide binding. NCBI's taxonomy places the organism in Eukaryota, Fungi, Ascomycota, Eurotiomycetes, Eurotiales, Aspergillaceae. The transcript has a single exon. Bases 1 to 663 code for a protein of 220 amino acids.